Molecule: messenger RNA, 1247 nt
Organism: Pogonomyrmex barbatus (red harvester ant)
Lineage: Eukaryota; Metazoa; Arthropoda; Insecta; Hymenoptera; Formicidae
Source: RefSeq, a predicted model, not a curated record
CUACUAACUCUUGAAGAAUCUUCGACUGUGAUUGGUCAAUUUUUAUAGCUUGUGGCUUACGCACUAACAAAAUAUGUGUAUGCUCGUUUCGCGUUUGCGAAAGAUCAAUUCCCGGAUCAAGAAUCAGCUUUGUAUUCGGCACAUUCUCUAAUAUGCGAAAUAGUUGAAACCGUAUUAUAAAAGAUUUGUCAGAAAUUACAAUAUCGGACAAUUGUGUUUUCUGACGCGUCAAAAAUAGGGGCGCCAGGAACUCGCAAAUAGAAGAAAAAAGAAGGAGGAGUGGUGCGGACGUGUUCGAGUGGUGUCUGGCAGUUUUUUAGUGUUAGAAACCCUCGGAAUAGGCUACAAAACAUAUCGAACAGAUAAUUUAGACAGUAAAGGAGGAAUAGCUAUGGUGAUACACAAUAGACUAGAAUUCGAUAUUUUAAAGUGCCAGAAGGAUACACAUGAAUCGGUGGAAAGGUUGGACAUUACGAUAAAGAAUUUUUCAGAAAAAGUCAACAUAGUCGCGGUAUACAGGAGACCAGGUAUUAGGUUGAGCAAAUCCACAUGGCGAAAGAUAUUCACAAACAACGAAAAUACAUACAAAACAUAUUAUGUCGGAGACUUCAAUGCACAUAAUACUAUCUGGAACUGCGGAGAUACAGAUAGAAAUGGUGAAAACAUGUGUGAGAUAAUGUGUGAGAGGGAUUUGGUAUGUUAUAAUGAAGAUACAAAAUCCAGAAUGGGUAUGGUAGACCAAACGUCUAACAAUUUAGAUUUAAUACUAGGACCAAUCGAGGAUCUGGAUAAUAUAAGGACAUAUCAGUUACAGGACUCCUGGGACUCAGAUUACUACCCAAUUAUAAUGGACUAUGAGAUCACUAACUACAUUAAAAAGACGAAUAGAAUCUCAUCUAGUAAGACAAAAUGAGGGAUGAGUAUAGUAGAAAGGUUACCGAAAUCUGGGAAAAAACAAGGAAAGCAUUAAAUUUGGAUUCAGGAGAUAAAGACACACGGAUAAGAUAUAAUCUGCUAUGUGAAAGUAUGAAAAUGGCCAUAGAAGAGAUCACCCCGAGGAGAAGAGGUAACAAGAAAGAAAAUGAAAAUAAUAAGAUAAAUAAUAAAAGAUCAAUCCCAGUUAAAUGGUGGGACGAAGAAUGCGAAGAAGUGAUUAGAAAUAGGAAAAAGCACAAAAGAAAUUUGUUAGAAAAGGAACGAUGCAUGCAUAUAUAGAAUACAAGAGGUGCAGAGCCAUAGCGAGAAAA